Molecule: messenger RNA, 1701 nt
Organism: Drosophila ficusphila
Lineage: Eukaryota; Metazoa; Arthropoda; Insecta; Diptera; Drosophilidae
Product: pancreatic lipase-related protein 2
Exons: 5
Coding region: 16-1044 (342 amino acids)
Molecular function (GO): lipase activity
Source: RefSeq, a predicted model, not a curated record
CAUUUGUAAAUAACGAUGCAUUUGUUCAGUGCCUCUUCUUUAAUCUUAAAUAUUUUAACAAUUCAACUUUUAAUUAAUGGGAUAUGUUCUAAACUUAAUCUUAAAUAUGCUAUUUUGAGGCAAAAGCAAGCAGCUUAUUCAAAAAAUGAGUCUUUUGCCUACCAACAGAGAAUCAAAUAUGAGGCCCAGAAGACCAUGAAAGUUAUUUUUUAUAAGAACAACACCAAAACAUUGGAAACACCAGCUUAUGACGAUACCUAUGAUCUCAAGGGAUCCGGUUGUUCACCUUCUGAAAAAUUCGCAAUAGUUUUACAUGGGUGGAUUCAGAGUUGCUCGGACGAAUGGGCAUUGACUCUUAUUGAUAGGCUUAGUUUCUACCGGGGCGGUUGCGUUAUAUGCAUUGACUACAGUGUAGUGGCCAGUUCUUCAUACAUGAGGUUAUAUACAAACUUCGACACCCUUACUGGAGCCAUAUCGUCAAUAAUUUUAACGCUUUUUAAGCAAGGAUUCGACCCAAAACACGGCUAUAUGUUUGGCUUUAGCUUCGGCGGACAACUGGCUUCAGCAGUGGGGAGAUCUUUGAGGCCUAAUCACAUAAUCGAAAACAUUGAUACGUGCGAUAUGGCUGGACCCGGAUUCGAUCCUAUUGCAACUGAUCACUCGAAAGCAGGAAGACACGUUCAGUGUUUCCACUCGAGUAGGGAUAAAGGCACCUUUGUGUACUCGUGUCACCGGAACGUUAUGCUGGGCAGUUGUGGUCUCAAACAGCCCUCGGUAGCCAGUCAACUUCAUUUGGGAAGCCAUGGGCUUUGCGUCGACAUAUACAUCAAUACCUUUGACUAUCCCUUCUAUGCUUUAAACUCAACGCCUCCAGAGUGCUUUAGCUGGCAAAAAGCAGCCAAGGUACCAGACGGUUAUACAGUUGGUUAUGACGAAAACUUCGACACUCAAGUCACUGGACAGAUCUUUGUCCCAACUAGCUUGCACUACCCAUAUAACCUGUCCAAAAAACAACUUAAGCUGCUGGUAAAAAAUAAUAGUUAGCGCUAUACAGCCGAGUUACCCCUUGCAUUGUCAACGAUAAUUUAAAUCCAUUUCUUUUUAUACUCUUGCAGAAGCUAUUAUAAUUUCAGUCAGAAGUUUGCAACGCAGUGAAGGAGACACAUCUGACCCCAUAGUGUACAUAUAUAUUCUUGAUCAUCAUCUCGAUCUCGAAUACGUCUGUACGUCUGCCCGUUUCUUUGUAAACUAGUCUCAGUUUUAAAGCUAUAUUGCUGAAAAGUUUUCAAAAGUUGUGUAGUUAUUGCAGGCAGUAUAUAAGUCGGAACGGUCCGGAUCGAGCGACGAUAUCGAAAAGCUCCCAUACGAGAGAUCGAAAAAAUUCUCACGCCUUUGUUUUUGAUCAUAUUGACUUGAUUCCUUCCAGAUAGGUGUUUUAGCUACUAUCGAAUUUCGGUUUUAUCAAAAUCGGAUAACUAUAUAAUUUAAUAUAUUAUAUAUUAAUCAACGAAUUUUUUUGUUGUUUUUUAGCAAACAAUCAUCAUUUUUGGAAUAUAGUUCUCUAACGCCUCUCAAAUUUCGAAAUAAAUUUCAUUAAAAAGCAGAACUAAGUGGCAUAGAUUCGACGUUGUUUAGCCUUUAUGUAUUUUGUUCGACAUAUUUGAUGAUUGCAAAGGUAUAUAAGCUUCGGCCCGCGGAAGA